Nerophis ophidion (straightnose pipefish) is the source of this 2196-nucleotide messenger RNA. It is a transcript of the gene dpf2l, whose product is annotated as D4, zinc and double PHD fingers family 2, like. The record is from RefSeq and is a predicted model, not a curated record. Lineage: Eukaryota; Metazoa; Chordata; Actinopteri; Syngnathiformes; Syngnathidae. Bases 43 to 1281 code for a protein of 412 amino acids. Gene Ontology annotation, biological process: nervous system development. Gene Ontology annotation, cellular component: nBAF complex. The transcript has 11 exons.
UCGACUCUGCGCACGCGCACUGGCACUCUCCACGAACCAAACAUGGCGGCGGCCGUCGACAGUGUUGUGAAAGUGCUCGGGGAGCAAUAUUACCGAGAUGCCAUGGAGCAGUGCCACAGCUACAAUGCCCGACUGUGUGCUGAACGCAGCAUCCUCAUGCCCUUCCUCGACUCCCAAACUGGUGUGGCUCAGUCCAACUGCUACAUCUGGAUGGAGAAGCGACAUCGGAGCGCAGGUGUAGCUCCAGGUCAGCUGUACACUUACCCAGCUCGUCGCUGGAGGAAGAAACAACGCUCUCAUCCACCCGAGGACCCACGAUUGGCUUUCCCACCUCUCAAAGCUGCUGGUGUGUGUGCAGCAGAUUUAGAUCUGGGCUUGAAGCGAGAGGCCAUAGGGGCGGUGGACGGCAGCAGUCUGGAGGCCUUACUGAAGGGUGAGCCUCUGGACCGGAGAAGUGGCGUGGCAGACGUUCGUGGUCCUGAGGACGAUGCAGCCACACCGGAGCCUCCCGCUAGCUCAACAGCCACUCACACGUCCUCCGGGCGUGUUCGCAAGAGAGUCUUGGACCACGAGGACUAUUUGGAUGACUUAGACGAUGAAGACUUUGAGGAUGAGACCCCAAAGAGGAGAGGCAAGAGCAAAUCCAAAGGUCGCAGUGACAAGAAUGGCAAGAAAAAAAGCGAGGCUGCAGCUGCAGCUCUGGAGGAAAGAGACAAACCUUACGCCUGCGACAUUUGUGGGAAGCGCUACAAGAACCGUCCGGGCCUGAGCUACCACUAUACACAUUCUCACCUGGCGGAGGAGGAGGGCGAGGACCGCGAGGAGAUGGAGGCACCACCCCCUCCUCGCCAGCCUGUGGAGCAGAAGACCAAUAAGAAGGGUCCAAAUGGACUGGCACUGCCCAACGAUUACUGCGAUUUCUGUCUGGGAGACUCUACCAUGAAUCAGAAAACUGGCCACUCGGAGGCGCUGGUGUCCUGUUCAGACUGCGGCCGUUCUGGCCACCCCACCUGUCUGCAGUUCACGCCCGUGAUGAUGGCCGCUGUCAAGACCUACCGCUGGCAGUGCAUCGAGUGCAAGUGCUGCAACGUGUGUGGCACCUCCGAGAAUGACGACCAGCUGCUGUUCUGUGACGACUGUGACCGAGGUUACCACAUGUAUUGCCUCUCUCCCCCCAUGACAGAACCGCCCGAGGGAAGCUGGAGCUGCCACCUGUGUCUGGCUCUGCUCAAGGAGAAGGCCUCCAUAUACCAGCAGAACCAGAACCCGGCCUCCGAGUGACAUGGCACCAACUCCCCUCAAGGACACUUUCCAAGUCAGCAUCUACACGGAAGCAAAACAGACCUCAGAUCAGUGGAAGUGAAGCGCCAAGCUGCCUGCUCGGCUCACACACAAAUACGUCUUGGAGACGGGAGAGCAUGCAGUAACCAUAGCAACAGCCGUCUCCAUGGGAGCUGUGGGCCGUUGCAUCACAGUUAAUUAUCUGCAUUUUGCCAAAUGAUCUAUUUUGACUCGCCAGAAGCCGUGGGGGCGAAUAUAACAAACAGUACGUUGCUGGAGAUUUAUUAUCCUUAUUGUUCUCGUGGAUUUUUGUCGUGUACUUUGUCCGAUUCCAUUGGAGGGGUUUCAUCUUGGAACAAGUCCAGCUAGGACUUGUUGAGCUCAGUCUGUUACUGUCAGGCAAACACCACGGAGAUGAUUGACUGUAGACAUCUUUUUCUUUGUAUUUAUCCACCAAAGGGAGCUCAUAUCAUCUUACUUUUAGCGUCCUGCAUACGGUAGCCUCAGUAUGACGCUUGGCACACCAUCUGUACCGUAGUAGACACCACCCACACCCUUCUUUUGGAGGAAAUACACAUAAAUGGGUGUUGGGAGAAUUUUCUAGUCCAGUUUUGUAAAGUGUGUGUUGUCCACUUCUACCAAGAUCAUGCAUUCUAUGUACUGUGUUGCCUUUUUUUGUUACCACUGUGACAUCUUUUCAAUUCAUUUGACUGUUUCAAAUACAGUGGGGCAAAAAAGUGUUUAGUCAGCCAGCGAUUGUGCAAGUUCUCCCACUUAAAAUGAUGACAGAGGUCUAAUUUUCAUAAUAGGUACGCUUCAACUGUGAGAGCCCGAAUGUGAAAAAAAAAUCCAGGAAUUUUAAAGAAUUUAUUUGUAAAAUAUAGUGGAAAAUAAGUAUUUGGUCAACCAUUCAAA